Coniophora puteana RWD-64-598 SS2 is the source of this 1710-nucleotide messenger RNA. RefSeq lists its product as uncharacterized. Gene Ontology annotation, cellular component: nucleus; replication fork protection complex. The coding region runs from base 1 to 1710 and encodes 569 amino acids. The transcript is spliced from 4 exons. The record is from RefSeq and is a predicted model, not a curated record. Gene Ontology annotation, biological process: DNA replication initiation; DNA replication. Lineage: Eukaryota; Fungi; Basidiomycota; Agaricomycetes; Boletales; Coniophoraceae. Gene Ontology annotation, molecular function: DNA replication origin binding; single-stranded DNA binding.
AUGGCGAUCAUCGAGGACCUCACCAUGGGCUCUGCGGAGCACACGGCGCCCGCGUACGACCCCUCGUUCGAGCAGCUGGAGCCUAACUCUGGUAUACGGCUAUCCUCGCGAUCACUGCCGCACGACGAUCUCCAAGACUACCUCCGGGGGCGGUACUACCUCUCCCCGUCGAAGCUCUACUCUGUCAUCCGUCUGUCGCCGAAUAAGCAGGGGUACGACGUUCCCGUGGACGGCGACUGGGUGACCAUCGCCGUCGUCGCUGAGCGGGGGCCUGUCAAGGUCAGCCGCGCACCCGUGUCGAUCACGCCGGGGGAGGACGACGGGCAGGCGUCGGAUGGCGAGCACGCAGGCGCCACCGCUUCAGACGGCAAGAAGGGAUAUAACGGCAACGGGAAGGAUAAAUGGAAAGGAAAUGGAAAAGGCAAGGGCAAGGGCAAGGAGGACGAGGAGGCACCGAAGCCGAGCGGGAAAAAGUACGUCAACAUGCGGCUGAUCGACUUUGGCGCGCGCACGCGCUCGUCCGCGACGGGCGGGAAGGCGGUCGUGCGCGGCGACGCGUUCCUCUCGCUGCUGCUGUUCGAGGCGGACACGUUCGACGAGAUCACGGAGGAGGGCGGGCGGAAGCGUAAGGUCUAUAGGGGCGGCAGCCGCGGUGCGUACGAGGCGAUGUCGCGCCUCAAGGAAGGAGAUGUGAUUGCGCUGUUGAAUCCCAAGGUGCUGAGGCCGUUCCAGCGCACAAACGAAAAGCCGCACCCGUCGUCCAACAUCCUCGCUGUGACACCCGAGUCCGCGGGCUCGAUCGAGGUCAUCGGACGCGCCAAGGAUCUCGGGAUGUGCAAGGCGGCGAAGCGCGACGGGAAGCCGUGCGGGAGCUGGUGCGACACGCGCGUGAGCGACGUGUGCGACUAUCACCUCCAGAGCGCCGUGCAGAGUCGCAAGGCGGCGCGCCCCGAGUUCUCGAUCGGCACAUCGGGCCUGACGAGCUCUGCUGCCGCUGGGGGGUACAGGAAGCGGAAGGAAGAGUUCGAUCCGGCGCGGAAGUGGGGGCUGCAGCCGUCGCUCGACGGCGGCGGAGGUGCAGGUGGAGAUGGAGGUGGGGGUGGGGCGACAUACGUCGUCUCGGGGCAUGUGGUGAAUAACUCGCGGAACGCGGUGCAUGUCGCUGAAAAUAUGGGGAGGGAGGGGCAGGCGAAGGCGAAGAGGAAGCUCGAGAAGGACGCGGACAAGGAGCUGCUGUCGCUGCUCGAGCGGGACAAGACCGGUAUGCGCGCGGUGAUGCGCGCGCGGGAGGUCGGCGAGGGCGGGCUGCGCAAGCUUGCCAAGGGUCAGGCGCAGGAUAAACAUAAGGACAAGGACAAGGACAGGGCUAAAGGCAAAGACAAGGAACCGCCAUCGACAUCAGAUAUGAAGCCCGCCGCGCUGGCGAAGAGCACCUACUCUGCGACGAUCAUCAAGCAGCUCGGCUUUGACCCGGCUUCAAAGGCCGGGCAACACCAGAGCACGACCGACGCGGCGAUGCAGAAGAAGCUCGACACCCUCGCUGCGCUCCAGUCGGACCGGAAGAACAUACGGCUCGGUUCGCGGCCUGGGCCCAAGAUACGGUCGGGCGUCUCAGUGCCCGAGUGGAUGCAGGAGCACGAGGAGUCUGGGGAGGCAGGGUUCUCGGACGGAGAGCCGGACGAGAUAGACUUGGAUGAUAGCGAUGAUUGA